AUGGACCAUAAUAUUAUUGAAAAUGUAUUUCAUUUAAAAAAUGAUGAUUUUUAUAAUUUUGUUAGUGGACUAAUUGGACAACAACUUGUUGGUAUUUUAUGUUUUCAAUCAAUUACUUCUACAAAAUCUCUCAUUCGAAACCCGAAUGUAUUUGAGAUUUUCAAUAUGAAUUGUUCUGGACCUGAUUUUUUAACAAUCAGAGAAAGAUCAUGUUUUCAACUUGAUAAUGGAAAAUAUAUUGUGAAAGUUGGGUUAUUAAAUAAUUUAAACUAUCUGUUAGACUUUUUGGAACAACAACAACAAAACCUAAAUGUUAAAAAUGAUUCAAUUGAAAAAUAUCCUGGUUUAUCUUAUGAAUUUAUCAACAAGCAUCCAUUAUUGAAAAAUUUAAUUGAUUGGUACCUGUUAAUCGAUGAAGAUGAUAGAAUAUGUGAUGAUAAACAUCGAUUAUUAAAAGAAUUUAUUAAUGCAAUUAUCUAUAAUUUAAUUAAAUCAAGUAAUCAUUUUCGAUACAGUGAUAGUAUUAAAGAUUUUGCAUUAUCUUUAUAUAUUUUGGGUGGCAAGCUUACAUAUGAAUUUGUGAGGUUAAAUUUAGCGGGUUCUUUACCAAAUUUAACAAUGUUACAUUCAUUAAUUUCAAAU
Messenger RNA from Rotaria sp. Silwood1, 642 nucleotides. The record is from the annotation of a GenBank genome assembly. Lineage: Eukaryota; Metazoa; Rotifera; Eurotatoria; Philodinida; Philodinidae.